Pungitius pungitius (ninespine stickleback) is the source of this 1161-nucleotide messenger RNA. RefSeq names its product growth hormone-regulated TBC protein 1-A-like. Bases 88 to 1131 code for a protein of 347 amino acids. The record is from RefSeq and is a predicted model, not a curated record. Lineage: Eukaryota; Metazoa; Chordata; Actinopteri; Perciformes; Gasterosteidae. The transcript is spliced from 8 exons.
UCGAAUCCAGGGAAAAGAAAUGAAAUAAACUCCUCUGUGCCGGUUGUUCAUAUCCUCGGUGGAUUUCUACCUGCAGCAGAAGGAGCGAUGGAAAGGAAAGGAACAGCUUCUCAACCUCUUACAUGUAAUAACGGCAGUGAAAGGAUCGACCCCUAUGGCUUCGAGAGACCUCGCGACUUUGACUCCUACAAGGAGAUGAUGGAUGAGUACGUAGCCAUCCUCGACCGCAGGUCCAUCAGAUGGUCCAAGCUCCUUCAAGAGAAACCACACGUGGAGAAGAACUUGACAGUGAAACGGUACGUGCGUAAGGGCGUGCCCAAUGAGCACCGGGCCAGGAUUUGGAUGGCAGCCAGCGGUGCACAGGAGCGCCUGGAGAGCAAACCGGGUCAUUACCAGUCUCUGCUGGCCAUGGAGCACGACGCCAAGCUGAAGGAAACCAUCCAUACAGACAUGCACAGGACCUUUCCAGACAACGUCCUCUUCCAAAGCAGAGCAGAGCCCAGCCUGCAGAGGGCUUUGUACAAUGUGCUGCUGGCCUACGGACACCACAACACGGAAGUGGGAUACUGUCAGGGCAUGAACUUCAUUGCGGGCUACCUCAUGAUCAUCACCAAAGAUGAAGAGAAGUCCUUCUGGCUCAUGGAUGCAUUGUUGGGCAGAAUGCUCCCAGACUUCUACAGCUCGGCCAUGAUGGGCCUGAAGACUGACCAGGAGGUUCUCGGGGAGCUGGUGAAGGCCAAAGCUCCCGCAGUGGGACAGCUCAUGGCCCAGUAUCCGGGCAUAUGGACACUCGUGGCGUCACGCUGGUUCAUCUGCCUCUACAUCGACAUCCUCCCAAUUGAGACGGUUUUGCGAAUUUGGGAUUGCCUUUUCUACGAGGGCUCCAAGGUGCUUUUCCGCACCGCUCUCACUCUCAUCAUUCACCACCAGCCAGAGAUCCUCAGAGCGCGCUCAUUGAGCGACGUGUGCGAGUGCUUUAAACAAAUCACCUGCGGAGCUUUCACCCUGGACUGCCACACCUUCAUGCAGAAAAUCUUCACAGAGCCUGGGAGCUUGUCGAUGGCAACUAUUGAUAAACUCAGAGAGAAAUGUAGACAUAGAAUACUGGAGGAAGAAUCUGGAAGGCGGUAAAGUGAUGGAUUCAGCUCCCCCCCCCCCCCC